Molecule: messenger RNA, 831 nt
Organism: Aspergillus lentulus
Lineage: Eukaryota; Fungi; Ascomycota; Eurotiomycetes; Eurotiales; Aspergillaceae
Source: RefSeq, a predicted model, not a curated record
AUGACCACUCCAGAAACGACUCAAAGUACGCCAGCUGGCCGAACAUGGCGCAACUACUUUCCCGACGGUGACCUUUGGGUGUUUGGUUAUGGGAGUCUCAUUUGGAAGCCACCACCACACUAUGACCAGCGAGUUCCAGGCUAUAUCGAUGGCUAUGUCCGACGCUUCUGGCAGGCCAGUACCGACCAUCGCGGCACCCCAGAAGCGCCAGGUCGGGUGGUAACAGUCAUCGAACGGGGUUUCUGGGAAACCCUAGACGACCCGCACGGACAUCUUGAAUCCUCAACAGCUCGCGUCUGGGGCGCAGCAUACCACAUCCCCGCCUCCCAUGCCGAGGAAGUCCACGACUACCUCGACGAACGGGAAAUAGACGGCUACACCGUCCACUACACCCCCUUUCAUCCCAUAUCUGCCGUCUCCGUAUCCACCGUCUCCAGAGCCCCGGAGACGGGGACAGUGCCGGAGACGCAGUCGCCAUCGCAGGCGCACGCCGCACCAAUCACUUGCAUGGUGUAUAUCGGGCAGCCUAGCAAUCCGCAAUUCCUGCGCGAUCCGGCUCGCCGCGAGCCGCAGGAUGUCGCGGAGGUGAUUAGCCGCGGGCGUGGCCAGAGUGGGAAGAACACCGAGUAUCUGUACCUGCUCGAGAAAGCGUUAGAGGGGCUAGGGCUCGGGAGUGCUGAUAUGCAUGUCACUGACCUGGUGCGACGGGUCAAGACGAUUGAGAGCACGGAGGAAGCGACAGCCGAACAAGCGGCUGCGGAGAGAGACGUGAAGGAAUCCCUCGAAGCGUCGUGGGCCGAGGCGCAUAGGGAUCCCUCGCAGAUUGAAUAG